This is a messenger RNA of Heterotrigona itama, 628 nucleotides long. NCBI's taxonomy places the organism in Eukaryota, Metazoa, Arthropoda, Insecta, Hymenoptera, Apidae. The record is from the annotation of a GenBank genome assembly.
AUGUCCCGGGGUCUCCGCGGGCGAUACGCGUCGGACCGGGACAAAAAGUGUAUACUUUAUCAGGUGUGUAAACAGCGGCGUAGCUCGGCAGAAAAUUAUGGCGGGACCGGUGUACUCGCGGGCGCUUCGGGCUCCCGGCCGGCACCGGCCUUAAACAGAGUUUAUUUGUAUCUCUACCAUGGAACACCAUUUUCUGCUUUAUUACUCCACCUUUUUUACGCCUAUUUCCACGUUCUGUUUUUUCCUCUGCUGGGAAGAGCCGCACGAGCGUUUCUUCUCGUCGUGUAUCUUAUCGUCGACGGAACGUAGUCGUUCGUUAUCAGCCAAUAUUCUCGCCUCGCGUGCAGAUUCGCUUUCACGUUUGAACGUCGCCUAUUCGUCGAAAUGUGAUUUCACCGAAGAUACAGAUAAUAAGAAAAGAAGUCGAAUAACCUAUGGUAUCGAUAAUAUCUCGAGAAUCGGUCGAGAUAUCGAAACGAGGCGCGGGAACGUCGAUCUAUCCAAACAAACGUCAAUUUUCGAGCACUUGAAAAUUCGUAGCCCGUCUCGUGUCGCAACGACGAUCGCACUAUGGUUUGCACAAGUGUUCGGUGGCUUGUUAAUCGGCCGCUCGUCAAACGGAUGCUAA